This is a messenger RNA of Pongo pygmaeus (Bornean orangutan), 5309 nucleotides long. RefSeq names its product ZFP69 zinc finger protein B (gene ZFP69B). Gene Ontology annotation, molecular function: RNA polymerase II cis-regulatory region sequence-specific DNA binding; DNA-binding transcription repressor activity, RNA polymerase II-specific. Bases 446 to 2053 code for a protein of 535 amino acids. The transcript is spliced from 6 exons. Gene Ontology annotation, biological process: regulation of immune system process; negative regulation of transcription by RNA polymerase II; regulation of cytokine production. NCBI's taxonomy places the organism in Eukaryota, Metazoa, Chordata, Mammalia, Primates, Hominidae. The record is from RefSeq and is a predicted model, not a curated record. Gene Ontology annotation, cellular component: nucleoplasm.
CAUGCUCCAGGCAGCCGCUGCGCAGGCGCACUGGGCCCCGACUGCCCGCCGCCGCGCUACGUGGGAGCUUGGCCGCGCGGUGCCGGGACCCGGCUGCAGCGGUGGGAAGGCGGGGGCGUGCCGGCCCAGUUAGGAGAGGCAUCUGCAGGGGCUGCUGAGAGUAAAUACUUGGCGCCUCCAGCUGCUGGCCGAGGAGACAGAUGGAGCUCAAGUUGGGAGAUGCGCCCUGAGAGCCGAUGACAGACACAAGUCCAGAUCUCGGAUUUUGAUACUGUAUGUUCCCUGGGUUCCUGAGAGAGGACAUUGAGGAGUAGGAGUCGGCGAUUAAGGAGAUCAGUACAAUUGGGAAGCCUCCUGUCAGAGCUUCCAGCAAUUUCCUCAUCAGAGGUGGACAAGCCCUAUGGGCUAAGACAGAGGGUCCUCAGAAAGGAGUGCGGACGCCGUCAUGCUGCAGCAGCUCCUGAUCACCCUGCCCACCGAGGCCAGCACCUGGGUGAAGUUGCGUCAUCCAAAGAUGGCCACGGAGCGGGUGGCCCUGUGGGAGGAUGUGACUAAAAUGUUUAAAGCAGAAGCUCUGCUGUCUCAGGAUGCUGAUGAGACCCAGGGAGAAAGUUUAGAGAGUAGAGUGACCCUUGGAUCCCUGACAGCAGAAUCCCAGGAACUGUUAACCUUCAAGGACGUAUCUGUGGACUUCACUCAGGAGGAGUGGGGGCAGCUGGCCCCUGCUCACCGGAAUCUGUACCGGGAGGUGAUGCUGGAGAACUAUGGGAACCUGGUCUCAGUGGCAGGAUAUCAGCUUUCCAAGCCUGGCGUGAUUUCCCAGCUGGAGAAAGGAGAAGAACCAUGGCUGAUGGAGAGAGAUAUUUCAGGAGUUCCAAGUUCAGACUUGGAGAGCAAAACAAAAACCAAAGAGUCAGCCUUACAGAAUGGUAUUUCGUGGGAAGAAUUACAUUGUGGCCUAAUCAUGGAAGGAUCUACAAAAGGAAGCACCAUGUAUUCCACCUGGGGAAGAAUCUCCAAAUGUAAUAAGCUAGAAAGCCAACAAGAGAACCAAAGAAUGGGUGAGGGGCAAAUCCCCUUGAUGUGCAAGAAAACAUUCACUCAGGAGAGAGGCCAAGAAUCUAAUAGAUUUGAGAAAAGAAUUAAUGUGAAGUCAGAAGUUAUGCCAGGACCAAUAGGUCUUCCAAGAAAAAGAGAUCAUAAAUAUGACACAUCUGGAAAGAGAAGCAGAUACAACAUAGAUUUAGUUAAUCAUUCAAGGAGUUAUACAAAAAUGAAGACCUUUGAAUGUAAUAUUUGUGAAAAAAUCUUCAAACAGCUUAUUCACCUUACUGAACACAUGAGAAUUCAUACUGGGGAGAAACCUUUCAGAUGUAAGGAAUGUGGAAAAGCCUUUAGCCAAAGUUCAUCUCUUAUUCCACAUCAGAGAAUUCAUACUGGUGAGAAACCCUAUGAAUGUAAGGAGUGUGGGAAAACCUUCAGACAUCCUUCAUCGCUUACUCAACAUGUUAGAAUUCAUACCGGGGAGAAGCCCUAUGAAUGUAGGGUAUGUGAGAAAGCCUUCAGCCAGAGCAUUGGACUGAUCCAGCAUUUGAGAACUCAUGUUAGAGAGAAACCUUUUACAUGCAAAGACUGUGGAAAAGCAUUUUUCCAGAUUAGACACCUUAGGCAACAUGAGAUUAUUCAUACUGGUGUGAAACCCUAUAUUUGUAAUGUAUGUAGUAAAACCUUCAGCCAUAGUACAUACCUAACUCAACACCAGAGAACUCAUACUGGAGAAAGACCAUAUAAAUGUAAGGAAUGUGGGAAAGCCUUUAGCCAGAGAAUACAUCUUUCUAUCCAUCAGAGAGUCCAUACUGGAGUAAAACCUUAUGAAUGCAGUCAUUGUGGGAAAGCCUUUAGGCAUGAUUCAUCCUUUGCUAAACAUCAGAGAAUUCAUUCUGGAGAAAAACCUUAUGAUUGUAAUGAGUGUGGAAAAGCCUUCAGCUGUAGUUCAUCCCUUAUUAGACACUGCAAAACACAUUUAAGAAAUACCUUCAGCAAUGUUGUGUGAAAUAUACUAAACAUCAAAGAAUCUAUGUUGGAGCAAAAGAUUCUAAAUCAGUGGUUCCCUGAUUUUCGGAUUUCCAAAAACAAACAUUUAAAAAAAUGGUUUGGCACAAUGUUCCCAACUCUUAAUUUUGCCAUAUUAAAAACACAACCACCUAUUAUCAGCAUUGUUUCAGAAAAAAAAGGACAUUUUAAUAUUUUUAAAUGUAGGAACAGUUCCCCCUUCCUGUUCUUUUUUUUUUUUUUUUUUUUUUUUUUUUGAGAGGGAGUCGCUCUGUCACCUGGGCUAGAGUGCAGUGGCUUGAUCUCACAGCAACCUCCACCUCCUGGGCUUAAGCAAUUCUCCUGCCUUAGCCUCCUGAGUAACUGGGAUUACGGGUGCUCACCACCACUCCCAGCUAAUUUUUGUAUUUUUAGUAGAGACAGGGUUUCACCAUGUUGGCCAGGCUGGUCUUGAACUAUUCAGGUGAUCCGCCCAUCUCAGCCUCCCACACUGCUGGGAUUACAGGUGUGAGCCACCGUGCCUGCCCCGCCCCCCGGACCCGGACCCUUUUUUAAAAAACAGUUUCACUCUUGCCCAGGCUGGAGUGCAGUGAUGUAAUCAUAGUUCACUGCAGCCUCAAACUCCUGGGCUCAAGCAGUCUUCCUGCCUCAGCCUCCCAAAUAGCUAGGCCUACAGAUGUGCACCACUAUGUCUGGCUAAUUUAUUAUUAUUACUAUUAUUAUUGUAGAGAGAGUCUCACUAUGUUGCUGGGCUGGUCUCAAACUCCUGGCUCCAAGCAGUUCUCCCACCUCAGUCUCCCAAUAUGCUGCGAUUACAGACAUGAGCCACCAUGUCUGGCCAGGAACAGCCUUUUUAUAUUAUGUCAGCUUUAUGACAGACUCCCACAUUUGUCUUUACUUUUCCCAGUUCACUAUGUGCCAGUGAAAUUUCAUGGCAUGUUAGUGAUCUGUGGAUUGACUUUUGAGAAACACUGUUUUAAGUAUCCCUUUAAUAAAUCAGAAUAAAAUAUAGUACAGCCUUUUACUCUAGCCCUUUAUGUGGCUAGAAGAGAUAGAAAUUAAAAUGUUGAUUCUCAUUUCUAGAAGAAAAAAUGUUAAAGGGAGUUUUCUAGCAUUGAUAGAUAAGUUACUGUACAUGAGAUGCUUAUUUAUAUUUUAUGGUUUUCUAUAGAGCAAGAAUUGGCAAACUUUCUGUAAAGGGCCAGAUAGUAAAUACAUUAGGUGUUGUGGGCCGUGUGGUCCCUGUCACAACUAUUCAACUUCCCCAUUUUAGUACAAAAACAGCCAGAGACAAUAUAUAAACUAGAGUAUCUGAGCCUUGGCACUGCCAAUAUUUUGGACUGGAUAAUACUUUGCUAUAGGAAGCUGCCCUGUGCAUCCUUGGAUGUUUAGUGGUAUCCUUGGCUUCUACCCACAAGAUGCCAGCAUUCAAUGAUGAUAGCUGCCCCUCCCCCAGUUGUGACAGUCACAAAUGUCUCCAGACAUUGCCAGGUGUACCUAGAGGCCAAAAUUGUCCCUGGUUGAGACCCACUGAUGAAUGUGUGCAGUAGUGGUUCCCAUAAACUGCAUUUAAAAAACAGCUGUUACUUUUCAUUUGGCUCAAGGGCUGUCAUUUUUCUCUCCCCCCACAUAGAGUAUGUAAAAUGAUUAGAAAUGACUAUCAUUUAGUAUCAGGUUAGUAUGUGUAUAUGCCAUAAAUUAUUUCCUUAGCAAUUCCUUUAGUAUUUUGUUGCAAUAAUUCUUUAAACGCUGCAUUUGUAAUGCUGUCUUGGAGCCUAGGAAUUAUUUUUGGAGAUAUUUAUGCAGACUUCCCUCUAUAAUGAUCGGUUUUUUAUUGUGGUUAAUCCAUAAAUAUUUUGAGAUAUAUCUCUAAAAAACGAGCACUCUUUGAAAACAUAACCACAGAGCCAUUAUUAUACCUACAAAAAUUAACCACAAUUCCUUAAAACAUAAUGAUACCUUUCUGAAGAGAGAUAUAUUGAGACUUCAUUCUGGGGAGAAACCUUUCAGAUAACUUUAUUUAACUUUUCCUUUGCCAAGCAUACGACAUUAGAUUUGAAAUAUGCUUUGUAUCAAGUGGAAGUGUCUCUUAAGAUAGCCCCUAGAACAACACAUGAAGAGGCCCACCAAAGACGACCAGAGAAAGGUGACUGCAGGAGCCAUACUCAGGCAGGGAAAUCUGGAGAAAAAGCGGAGGAAUUGGCUUCACUGUACUUGAUGAAAUAGAUACUCCAUCCCUACAGACAUAAUUGGAAGUAAGUCAACUUCAACUUCUUACUGUUGUAUGUGGAGAUAGAACAAAAACAUGAGUAUUGUAAGUGUAAAUUAAAGUAAAGCUAUAAAUCCAGAAUAUAUACCAGUAUCUCUAGACUUUUUCAUAUUACUACAUUUACUUAAAAAAAAAAGCUGGCCUCUAACUCUUAAGUCCUGUGUGACUUAGAUGGGCAGAAAAAGAGUGGAGUAUACACUGUUUCUUUAAAUUACUCUACCAUGUUUCUAUGGUCUUAGAUUUCCCAAGAAUUUGAAUUUCUCCAAUUGCUUAUUUCCCUGAAAGACAUCACUAUGACUUUUCUCUGUAGUUCCUGCCUCAGUGAUCUCGUACAGGCUUUGGCUUAAAAUACCAUCUCUGUUUAACAACUGCCAGAUUCGCAUCUCCAGCCCAGACCUCCCGAACUCCAGCCUUGUUCUAACCUUUGGGCCGUUUCACUAGCUGUUGCAGAUGCCCUAUACCCUUACCUUCUCAUCUUUGCUCAGUUGUUGCCUUCUUACUGAAGCCUUUCCUGUCUAUACUAUUUAAUCCUGCAGCUGUCUACCUUCCAGAUCGAGAAAUCCCAUACCCCUUUCACCUGCUCUAUGUUUUUCAUAUCACCUAUCACCUUCUAACACCCUAGAUACUUCACAUAUUUGUGUUUAUUGUUUACUGUUCUUUCCCCCGGCUAUAAUGUAAGCCCCAUGGGGGCAGGGGCCUUUGUUUUGUUCACUGAUGUAUCACAAGUACCUAAAACAGUGCCUGGCACGCAGAAGGGACUCAGUAAAUAUGUAUUGAAUGCUUUUGAUUUGAACUGAAUUGAACUAUGUAUCCAUGAUGAAAGUAAAGAAAUGUAAUCCAUAUACUUUCCUACCUACAUUUUAUAUGUGAGGAAAUAUUUUUUGUUUCCUUUUUCUUUUCUGUGCAAGUGGACCAAUAUUUGAGAAUCGUAUACCUUUGAGAAUCAUAGCUGACAAUACUUUAAGAUAAAAGGGUAUUUCUGUUUUAA